AUGAAGUUCAAUAAUUCAGGAUUUAUUUUCACAGUCGCUGCAGUUGCAGUUUUUACUGAAGCUGCUGCAGUCACCAUGACCCCUUCAUCCAAACCUUGCACCUCGGAAACCAAUUUAGUUUCCAUGUACGGUACCUGUGGUGGUAUCAACUACAGCGGUCCUACACAGUGUGUUGCUAGUGCUACUUGUCAAUCACAGAACCCUUACUACUAUCAAUGUGUUUCUGCUACUGGUGGUGCUUCAUCUUCCAGCACAUCCUGCACCACUUCUGCUACUCCUGCUACCCCAACCACUACUUCCGCUUCAGCUUCCACUUCAAUCAUCUCCACUGCUACAAAUAGUAAGACCGGUUCUGCCGCAACUGGCUUAGUUUCCAUGUACGGUACCUGUGGUGGUAUCAAGUACAGCGGUCCUACACAGUGUGUUGCCAGUGCUACUUGUCAAUCACAGAACCCUUACUACUAUCAAUGUGUUUCUGCUACUGGUGGUGCUUCAUCUUCCAGCACAUCCUGCACCACUUCUGCUACUCUUGCUACCCCAACCACUACUUCCACUUCAAUCAUCUCCACUGCUACAAAUAGUAAGACCGGUUCUGCCGCAACUGGCUUAGUUUCCAUGUACGGUACCUGUGGUGGUAUCAACUACAGCGGUCCUACACAGUGUGUUGCCAGUGCUACUUGUCAAUCACAGAACCCUUACUACUAUCAAUGUGUUUCUGCUACUGGUGGUGCUUCAUCUUCCAGCACAUCCUGCACCACUUCUGCUACUCUUGCUACCCCAACCACUACUUCCACUUCAAUCAUCUCCACUGCUACAAAUAGUAAGACCGGUUCUGCCGCAACUGGCUUAGUUUCCAUGUACGGUACCUGUGGUGGUAUCAAGUACAGCGGUCCUACACAGUGUGUUGCCAGUGCUACUUGUCAAUCACAGAACCCUUACUACUAUCAAUGUGUUUCUGCUACUGGUGGUGCUUCAUCUUCCAGCACAUCCUGCACCACUUCUGCUACUCUUGCUACCCCAACCACCACCUCAUCCCCAGUUUCAUCUUCCAGCACGUCUUUUACCACUUCUGCUAUCACUGGUGUUCAAAACACUACUUCCGCUUCAGCGCAAACUUCAAUCAUCUCCACUGCUACAAAUAGUAAAACCGGUUCUGCCACAACUGGCUUAGUUUCCAUGUACGGUACCUGUGGUGGUAUCAACUACAGCGGUCCUACACAGUGUGUUGCCAGUGCUACUUGUCAAUCACAGAACCCUUACUACUAUCAAUGUGUUUCUGCUACUGGUGGUGCUUCAUCUUCCAGCACAUCCUGCACCACUUCUGCUACUCUUGCUACCCCAACCACUACUUCCACUUCAAUCAUCUCCACUGCUACAAAUAGUAAGACCGGUUCUGCCGCAACUGGCUUAGUUUCCAUGUACGGUACCUGUGGUGGUAUCAACUACAGCGGUCCUACACAGUGUGUUGCCAGUGCUACUUGUCAAUCACAGAACCCUUACUACUAUCAAUGUGUUUCUGCUACUGGUGGUGCUUCAUCUUCCAGCACAUCCUGCACCACUUCUGCUACUCUUGCUACCCCAACCACUACUUCCACUUCAAUCAUCUCCACUGCUACAAAUAGUAAGACCGGUUCUGCCGCAACUGGCUUAGUUUCCAUGUACGGUACCUGUGGUGGUAUCAACUACAGCGGUCCUACACAGUGUGUUGCCAGUGCUACUUGUCAAUCACAGAACCCUUACUACUAUCAAUGUGUUUCUGCUACUGGUGGUGCUUCAUCUUCCAGCACAUCCAGCUCCACUUCUGCUACUCUUGCUACCCCAACCACCACCUCAUCCCCAGUUUCAUCUUCCAGCACGUCUUUUACCACUUCUGCUAUCACUGGUGUUCAAAACACUACUUCCGCUUCAGCGCAAACUUCAAUCAUCUCCACUGCUACAAAUAGUAAAACCGGUUCUGCCACAACUGGCUUAGUUUCCAUGUACGGUACCUGUGGUGGUAUCAACUACAGCGGUCCUACACAGUGUGUUGCCAGUGCUACUUGUCAAUCACAGAACCCUUACUACUAUCAAUGUGUUUCUGCUACUGGUGGUGCUUCAUCUUCCAGCACAUCCAGCUCCACUUCUGCUACUCUUGCUACCCCAACCACCACCUCAUCCCCAGUUUCAUCUUCCAGCACGUCUUUUACCACUUCUGCUAUCACUGGUGUUCAAAACACUACUUCCGCUUCAGCACCAACUUCAAUCACCUCUGGUGCCACUGCAAGUUCAUCUUCCAGUACUCCUUCUAUUACUCCUGAAACUUCUGGUUCAAACUCCAGCCAAUCCAUCAAUGCCUCGAGUUCUGGUUCCGUUAUUAGUGCUUUGAGCGCUACUUCUAGCAUUGGCUCUGCCUUGGAAACUUCUUCUACUUUCGUUUCGGAGAUCUCUUAUAAUGCUAGUUCUGAAACCAUCUCUGUAUCUUCCUCUGGCUCUAAAUCUGUUUCUUCCACUGGUAUUGUUUCUAGCUCUGGAACUGUCUCUGCUACUGCUCCUGGAACCGGUUCUACCUUAGUUUCGAGAACCAACUCUGUUUCUAGUUCUGAAACUACUUCUGUUGCCUCAAUAGUCACCUCCAUCUUGGUUCCUGAAAUCGACACAACUGUUGUGUACACAAUCACCUCCUGCGGUACCAAAACUUGCUACCCAGUUGUUAGCAGCUCUAUUCAGAAGAGCACUGCUUCCUACACCACUCACUCACCAUCGGCUCUAUUGGCCAGUUCUACUGUUGGAUCUGAGCAGUUGAGCUCUGCUUCUGCUUCUACCGCUCUAUCAGGUACUACCCUGGUCUCUGCAACCGAAAAUGUUUCUUCUUCUUCUUCUUCUUCUUCUUCUUCUUCUUCUUCUUCUUCUUCUUCUUCUUCUUCUUCUUCUUCUUCUUCUUCUUCUUCUUCUUCUUCUUCUUCUGCUGCUGCUGCUGCUACUACUACGUCUGUAUAUUCAGAGAAAUCUGCAGCGUACUCUACCGGUGCAUCAAUUAGUGGCACUCCAUCAUCAUACAAAGAAACUUACCACACUAUAACCAAUACAAUUAUGACCACCUUAAUUAGCGCCAUGCCAUCUACUUCAUCCAUAACCUAUCCAACACAUGCUAUUAAUUCAGGCGAUAGUGGAAGCUCGUCAGCUUUGCGUCAAAACUCAUCGACUGACUCACCAACAUCUGCUGCUUCAUAUGGUGCUGCUACAACCUCAGCAACUGUUCAAGCUCAAGAGGGUGGAGCUUCUAGAGCCUCCACAAAUAUUCCGGGUAUUUUUGGGUUGAUUUUUAUAUUGUUAUUCCUUUUCUAA
Saccharomycopsis crataegensis is the source of this 3324-nucleotide messenger RNA. RefSeq lists its product as uncharacterized. The coding region runs from base 1 to 3324 and encodes 1107 amino acids. NCBI's taxonomy places the organism in Eukaryota, Fungi, Ascomycota, Saccharomycetes, Ascoideales, Saccharomycopsidaceae. The transcript has a single exon. Gene Ontology annotation, cellular component: extracellular region. Gene Ontology annotation, biological process: carbohydrate metabolic process. Gene Ontology annotation, molecular function: cellulose binding. The record is from RefSeq and is a predicted model, not a curated record.